GAGAGGGAGAGAGGCAGGCCAUAAUAAAUAAAAGUUCUUUCAUUUUAGCACUUAGCAAAAACGAAAUAAGCACCAAUUUAAAACAAUGUACACCAAGUGAAACAUUACCAAAAAAAAAAAAGAGCAAAGUGUUUGGCGAAUCACAAGGAAAACAAAACCUUCGAAAAGGAAGAGGAAGGAAGCCCAACAUAACGGGUUUUUUUGUGUAGAGAUCGUCAGAGAUAGUGGGAGAGAGUUGGAGGAGUAGUGUAAAGUGGACCAUCAUCAUCAUCAUGUCUAGCGAGGAGAUAUUAUAUGCUAAGGGCGCCAAAAUCUGGGUACCACAUGCAGAACAAGUAUGGGAGAGUGCCACUUUAGAGGAGAGUUAUAGAAAGGGAGCCGGGUUUCUUAAAAUAUGUACCGAAUCCGGCAGCCUGCAGGAGGUGAAACUAAAAGCAGAUGGCAGCAAUUUGCCUCCCCUCAGAAAUCCACAAAUUCUGGUGGGUCAAAAUGAUCUCACCAAUCUUUCAUACCUCCAUGAGCCGGGGGUCCUGUAUAAUCUGCGUGUGCGGUUCUGUGAGCGUCAGAUUAUCUAUACCUAUUGCGGCAUUGUUCUGGUGGCCAUCAAUCCAUAUGCCGAGAUGCCAUUGUAUGGGCCGAGUAUUAUCCGGGCCUAUCGCGGUCAUGCCAUGGGCGAAUUGGAGCCACACAUUUUUGCCCUUGCUGAGGAGGCGUACACUAAACUAGAGCGUGAGAAUUGUAACCUGAGCAUCAUUGUUAGCGGCGAAUCAGGAGCAGGCAAAACCGUGUCCGCCAAAUAUGCUAUGCGAUAUUUUGCCGCUGUCGGAGGUUCCGAAUCGGAAACGCAAGUGGAGCGCAAGGUGCUGGCAUCUUCGCCCAUUAUGGAGGCUUUUGGCAAUGCCAAGACAACACGUAAUGACAACAGUUCACGUUUUGGCAAAUUCACGAAACUUCUUUUUCGCAAUCAUAUGGGCGUUAUGUACCUUCAGGGAGCUACCAUGCACACAUAUCUUCUGGAGAAGAGUCGCGUGGUCUAUCAGGCGCAGGGUGAACGCAAUUAUCAUAUUUUCUAUCAGUUAUGUGCAGCCAGAGCCAAGUAUCCCGAACUGGUGCUGGAUCAUCAGGAUAAGUUUCGUUUCUUGAAUAUGGGUGGUGCUCCGGAUAUUGAACGCAUCUCGGAUGCUGAUCAAUUCAAUGAGACAGUACAGGCCAUGAGUGUUUUAGGUUUCUCCAUUUCCCAAAUCGCUGACAUUGUGAAAAUACUUGCCGGCAUUCUGCAUCUGGGUAACAUUAAGGUCUCCAACAAAUAUACUGAAGGCAGCGAAGAAAUUGACACUGAAUCCUGUGAGAUUUUUCAAAACGAUUUGAACUUACAAAUUACAGGAGAUUUGUUAAAAGUCAAUUCGGAUGAUCUGCGUCGCUGGCUUUUGAUGCGUAAGAUAGAGUCGGUCAAUGAAUAUGUGCUGAUACCGAACAAUAUUGAGGCUGCCGAAGCGGCACGUGAUGCUUUGGCCAAGCAUCUCUAUGCCAAGCUCUUUCAAUAUAUUGUGGGAGUUCUGAACAAGAGUCUCAAUAACGGUAGCAAACAGUGCAGCUUCAUUGGUGUGCUCGAUAUCUACGGCUUCGAAACAUUCGAGGUGAACUCGUUUGAACAGUUUUGCAUAAACUAUGCAAACGAGAAACUCCAGCAGCAGUUCAAUCAGCAUGUCUUUAAGCUGGAGCAAGAAGAAUACCUUAAGGAGGGCAUAACCUGGACCAUGAUAGAUUACUAUGAUAAUCAACCCUGCAUAGAUCUAAUUGAAUUGCGACUGGGAGUGCUAGAUUUGUUAGAUGAGGAGUGCAGAAUGCCCAAGGGCUCAGAUGAAAGCUGGGCCGGCAAACUCAUUGAAAAGUGCCAAAAGUUUCCACAUUUUGAAAAGCCACGAUUUGGAACCACGAGCUUCUUUAUUAAACAUUUCUCCGAUACUGUGGAAUAUGAUGUUAAUGGCUUUUUGGAAAAGAAUCGCGACACUGUCUCCAAGGAACUAACGAAUGUCCUGGCAGUAUCCAAUAUGUUGCUAUGCAAGCAGGUUAUGGAACUGGAAGAGGUCGACACUUUAAGUGUUGAUGCCGCUAAAUCGUCUACAUUAGGAGGUCGUGUGGUGAUCAGUGCUGGACGUAAACAGCAACUCAAUGAGACACGGCGAAGAGUGGUGCCAUCAAAACAGCAUAGGAAAACGGUUGGUUCCCAAUUUCAAGAGAGUCUGACUUCAUUGAUCUCUACUUUACAUUCCACAACGCCGCAUUAUGUGCGCUGCAUCAAGCCCAAUGAUGAGAAAAUUGCCUAUAAGUGGGAUACGGCCAAAAUAAUACAACAGUUGAGGGCAUGCGGUGUGCUGGAAACGGUUCGCAUCUCUGCCGCUGGCUUCCCAUCGCGUUGGAUUUAUCCGGAUUUCUAUGUCCGCUAUCAGCUUUUGGCGCAUCGUUCGAAAAUUGACAAGAAUGACAUGAAGCAAUCGUGUUGUAAUAUUGUCCACAAAUGGAUUCAGGAUGAGGAUAAAUAUCGCUUUGGUAAUAAGCAAAUAUUCUUUAGAGCCGGUCAGGUUGCCUAUCUGGAGCAGGUGCGGUCCAAUUUGCGUAAACGAUACAUCACGAUAGUUCAAUCGGUGGUGCGACGUUUCAUUCAUCGUCGUCGUUUCCUGCGCCUGCAACGUGUUAUCAACGGUCUGCAGCGUUAUGCUCGUGGUUAUUUGGCCCGCGAACGUGCCCAGAAGAUGCGUGAAGUUCGCGCAGCUUUGAUACUCUCCAAAUAUGCCAAAGGCUGGCUAUGUCGUCGACGAUAUCUUCGUCUGCGGCACUCAAUCUUUGGCAUACAGACCUAUGCCCGUGGCAUGUUGGCCCGUAUCAAGUUCUUUGCCUUACGGGAUCACUACAGAGCUGUUCAAAUCCAGAGAUUUGUCCGUGGUGUCUUGGCCCGUCGAGCGUAUCAGCGGAAACGACGAAAUAUUAUCAUUUGCCAGUCAGCAGUGCGACGUUUUCUGGCUCGUCGCAAAUUCAAGCGCAUGAAGGCCGAGGCCAAGACAAUUUCCCAUAUGGAGAACAAGUACAUGGGCUUGGAGAACAAGAUCAUUUCCAUGCAACAGCGUAUUGAUGAACUGAAUCGCGACAAUAGCAAUCUGAAGCACAAGACCAGCGAGAUAAGUGUCCUAAAAAUGAAAUUGGAGCUUAAGAAGAAUUUGGAGGGAGAACUGAAGAAUGUAAAGGUAGCUUGCAUGGACAAGGAUAUGCUAAUUGGUGCCCUGAAUAAGCAAUUGGAGUCGGAGCGUGAUGAGAAAAUGCAGUUGCUUGAGGAAAAUGGCCAUGCUCAGGAGGAAUGGCUUGGCCAGAAGCAAUUAUGGCGCCUGGAGAAUGAGGAAUUACGCAAACAAAUUGACGAAAUGAUUGAAAUGGCCAAAAAUGUUGAGGCCAGUCAGCGGGAUCAAAAGGAGCGUCUGCUCACCGAAAUUGACAAUAAAGAACUAAACGAAGCCUAUCAACGGGCCAUAAAGGACAAGGAGGUGAUCGAGAAUGAGAACUAUAUACUCAAAGAGGAGCUAAGUCGUUUUGCUGGCGGUGUCACCAAUUAUUCUCAUCGCACACGUUCUGUUAGCAAUGCUUCCAGUCAAAAUGAAGAGGAUGUGGGCUAUGCCUCGGCCAAGAAUACACUGGACAUUAAUCGGCCACCCGAUCUACUCAACAAAAGUGACUCAUUCAUCGAUACCACUAGCAUUGUGAUGAAGCUACGCUCCAUACUGGAGGAGGAGAAGCUAAAGCACAAGUAUCUGCAAGAGCAAUAUUUAAAGUUGGCUAGCCGUAAUAAACCCACCGAAGAUUCCUUCCGCGUUUCCGAGUUGGAAGUUGAGAACGAGAAAUUACGCAGUGAAUAUGAUCAGUUGCGCACGAGUAUUAAACACGGAGUUGAGAUCAACGAGCUGAAUGCCCAACAUGCCGCACUUCAGGAAGAGGUACGUAGACGGCGCGAGGAAUGCAUCCAGCUGAAGGCAGUCCUGUUGCAACAAAGCCAAACGUUGCGUUCUUUUGAACCGGAUAGCCUGCAAUUACGUGGCAAUGAUGUGCAUGAACUUCUUGAAGCCUUCCAAUCUCAGAAAUUGGUCAACAGACAAUUGGAAUCGGAACUGAAAGCCAUCACCGAAGAGCACAAUAGCAAGCUGGUGGAGAUGACCCAAGAAAUUGAACGUUUAAAUACCGAGCGACAGGAGCUGCAAAAUGUUAUUUUUGAGAGCAUUGAUGAGUUUGAAAAUGCCUCAGUAGAGACUCUAAAACAAAAUGAUCGUUAUCUGCGGCGUGAAUUGAAGAAGGCCAUUUCCCAAUAUCUACUGGUGCAGGAGGAACUUAAGCUGGCCAAUGCCAAGUUGAAGGCAUAUAGACAAGACGAUGGCCAGCUGGAACAUAAACUGGAAGAGGAAAUGAGUCGUAGCAGAUCCUCGAACAACAAUUCAAAGGAUGUUGAUGUCGGUGCCAAUGUGACCAAGCAAAAGUCUCAAAAUCCUCAGGGUCUCAUGAAAUUCCAUAGCAGUGAUCUCGAUAAGAUAUUGCAACGUUUACUAAGCAAUAUGACACCGCGUACAGUGGUGGGGUUGUUGCCAGGAUUCCCAGCUUAUCUAAUCUUUAUGUGCAUACGUUAUACCGAUCUUACCAAUGCCGACGAGGAUGUGCGUGAGCUGCUGAGUAAAUUUGUCAUACAGAUUAAGAAAAUGCAUCGUACCCCGCAUCCUAUUGAGAAUCGUGUCAUCUGGCUGGUCAAUUCCAUAACAUUGUUAAAUCUAUUGAAGCAAUAUGGCGAUGUGGAUGAAUAUGUCAAAUUCAACACAGAGAAACAGAAUCAACAGCAGCUGAAGAACUUUAAUCUCUAUGAAUAUCGUCGUGUGAUUUUGGAUUUAAUUGUGAAUUUAUAUCAAGCACUGAUCAUACAAAUUCAGGGAUUAAUGGAUGCAAAAAUUGCGCCAGCCAUUCUAAAUAACGAUGAGAUUCAACGUGGACGACAUGCGGCUCAUGGCAUGCGGAGUCGUACCACUUCUAUAGGUGCAGCAGCUGCUGCAGCAUCCUCGCCAGACGGUAACGGUGGUAAUGUGCCAGCCUGGAAGCAAUUGAUUGGCCAAUUGGAGCAUUUCUAUAAGCAAUUCCAACAUUUCGGCUUGGACAAUUGCUAUGCAGAGCAAAUAUUCCAUCAAUUAUUGUACUUUGUUUGCGCCGUGGCCCUCAAUUGUCUGAUGUUGCGAGGCGAUAUCUGCAUGUGGGAGACAGGCAUGAUUAUACGUUAUAAUCUUGGCUGCAUUGAGGAUUGGGUGCGGGAUAAAAAGAUGUCCAAUGAUGUAUUAAAGCCUUUGGCUCCGUUGAAUCAAGUUUCCCAGCUGCUGCAGUCGCGCAAGAGUGAAGAAGAUGUCCAAAGCAUUGUCGAUCUCUGCACUUCGCUAACCACGGCUCAGGUGCUUAAGGUAAUGAAGUCCUACAAGCUGGAUGAUUACGAGAGUGAAAUUACCAAUGUAUUCCUGGAGAAAUUAACCAAAGAGCUGAAUGCUAGAGACAUGAAGAGCAACAGCAGUGACGAAUUCACCAUGGAUCAGAAAUUUAUACAACCUUUCAAAGUCGUAUUCAGAUAUAGCGAAAUUUCAUUGGAAGAUAUUGAGCUGCCCUCUCAUCUAAAUCUAGAUGAGUUUUUGACUAAAAUAUAAAUCAAUCUAACUAACUAAUCUAUCAACCCACUUUAUUAAUAUUUCAAUUGUCAUCUCUUUAAAUUAAUCUGCUUGUUAUUGUUGCCAUUUCAAAAAAAAAAAAAAAAAAAAACACUCUUUCCCGAUAUUUAUUGUGUAUACCAAUUUCAUAUAUACCUAAUAAUUAAUUAUAGAAAUUAAUCCAUGUUAGUGUAGAGUUUUAGAAACCUAGAGUUCCUGUGCCUUUGCCUUCUGUUCCUGUAUUUUUUUUUUGUUUUUGGUUACAAACCAUUAAGCAUUAUCCGUAAACAUACAUAGCAAAUUGGAAUGAAAGUUCAACUUAUAUAUGUAAUAACAUUCCUAACCUGAGAAGCACCUUGUGUACCUUAAAACAGAUGAUGAUACUAUAUAAUGAAGAAUGAAUUUG
This is a messenger RNA of Drosophila willistoni, 6117 nucleotides long. RefSeq names its product unconventional myosin-Va (gene didum). Gene Ontology annotation, biological process: vesicle transport along actin filament; actin filament organization. The record is from RefSeq and is a predicted model, not a curated record. Gene Ontology annotation, molecular function: actin filament binding; ATP binding; microfilament motor activity. Bases 273 to 5711 code for a protein of 1812 amino acids. Gene Ontology annotation, cellular component: myosin complex; actin cytoskeleton; cytoplasm. The transcript is spliced from 19 exons. NCBI's taxonomy places the organism in Eukaryota, Metazoa, Arthropoda, Insecta, Diptera, Drosophilidae.